This is a messenger RNA of Penicillium pulvis, 246 nucleotides long. RefSeq lists its product as uncharacterized. NCBI's taxonomy places the organism in Eukaryota, Fungi, Ascomycota, Eurotiomycetes, Eurotiales, Aspergillaceae. The transcript has a single exon. The record is from RefSeq and is a predicted model, not a curated record. Bases 1 to 246 code for a protein of 81 amino acids.
AUGGGAAAUAAACAGACCUCUGUCGGGGUUAGAGACAAGGGCCCAGCUGCAUGGCAUAAGCGCAAUGCAGAACGAAAAGACUCGUGGUCGGAGGCGAUCAUGACGAGAUUGGUGACAUCGCUGGAGGAAAAUCCUCCAUCUCUGGGUUUCCCAAAGGCGACCCUCGUCGCGGGUGUGAUCCCCGCGUUGCAGUCGCACAGGUUGACGGGAGCGGAACCAACUCGAUUGGUCGAGUAUGGCACCUAG